Lathyrus oleraceus (garden pea) is the source of this 666-nucleotide messenger RNA. Its product is annotated as metacaspase-5. Gene Ontology annotation, molecular function: cysteine-type endopeptidase activity. The transcript has 2 exons. The coding region runs from base 1 to 666 and encodes 221 amino acids. The record is from RefSeq and is a predicted model, not a curated record. NCBI's taxonomy places the organism in Eukaryota, Viridiplantae, Streptophyta, Magnoliopsida, Fabales, Fabaceae. Gene Ontology annotation, cellular component: cytoplasm. Gene Ontology annotation, biological process: proteolysis.
AUGGUGGCACAAUCAAGAACGAUUUGCACUACAUUGUCUAGAAUGGUGGCACAAUCAAAUGUUGGUGACACAAUUCUCUUUUAUUUUAUUGGACAUGGUAAUAGAUCUGUUGCUUCCUAUGCUAACAACACCGGACAUGAUGAAUAUUUCCAACUAAAAGAGAUAGCGGAAUAUGUUCCGCCUGGAGUUAACUUCACUGUAGUAGCUGAUUGUUGUCACUCGGGCGGACUCAUUGAAGGUCUGAAUGAAGUAAUAGGAAAUAGCAUAAGAGCACCUCACUAUACAAAUAAACGGGCACCAAAGAGUAAUUUUAUAAAAGCAACACGAGCACCAAGUGAUUAUUCGUUGGGUGUACUCAUUAGUGCCGCUCAAAGUGAUGAAAAAGCUAUGACAAGAUUUGAUCCAACUUUUAACGAGAAGGGUAGCUGCUUGACUCAAGCAAUACUACAUGUCAUCACUCAAAAACAAGGAGUUGUCACAAAUUUGGAUCUAGUUAAUCAAGUGUCAAGAUUUUUUAAAGAACGGAAUGUUGGUCAAAAUCCUGGAUUAUAUUGUGAUGUGAUUGAGAGUAAUUCCUAUUUUUUGGGACUCAAGGGAUUAGAAGGACGUGUUAAAAACAAAGACAAGGAAAAGGAAAAACUAGGAAAGGGGAAAGAAAAAAUGUAG